Molecule: messenger RNA, 4137 nt
Organism: Puntigrus tetrazona (Sumatra barb)
Lineage: Eukaryota; Metazoa; Chordata; Actinopteri; Cypriniformes; Cyprinidae
Gene: fkbp15b
Product: FKBP prolyl isomerase family member 15b
Exons: 30
Coding region: 145-3663 (1172 amino acids)
Cellular component (GO): growth cone
Molecular function (GO): peptidyl-prolyl cis-trans isomerase activity
Source: RefSeq, a predicted model, not a curated record
ACCAGCAGAACCAGGAAGCGCCUGGAGAGAAUUAUUACACGUUAAUAUUUACUCAUCGCACGUAGGCGAUCGUUACUUCACAUCUGGAGCGUAAGUAAAUCGGGCGCCUCGGUUUGCCUCGCGGUGUGAAGAUCAGUCACGGUCAUGUUUGCAGCAGACGACGAGGACGGAGACUUUCUCUCUCCCUCCGGAGGAGCAAAGUUAGCCUCUCUGUUUGGACUGGAUCAGGCAGCAAGCCAGGGGAACGAGUCUUUCCAGUACACGGCUCCCAAACAGCCCCGCAAGAACCCUGCCAGCGCAGGACCCUCAGCCCAAAAGGGUGCACCUCCUCCAAACUCUCCUGCCGUUCUCUUUGCUACUGCAGUACAUUCAUACAGAUAUGUUAACGGACAGUAUCUGAAACAAGGCAAGCUCGGAGCUGCGGUCCUUGGGAACCAUUCGGCUAAAGAGUAUAAGAUCCUGCUGUAUAUGAGUCAACAGAAGCAGGUGACGGCCGCCAGGAUCCACAGCAGCUUCGUUCUCACCGUCCAGCCCAGUAACUACUGCACGUUUUAUGACGACCAGAGACAGAACUGGUCGCUGAUGUUUGAAUCUGAGAAAGCAGCCGCAGACUUUUGUAAAGAGGUUUGUCUCGCCAAAGUAAACUGCAGCAGCUUGCUAGACUCGGUCCUGAUCCAGGAUCUUGUUCUUGGUGAGGGUCAGUCUGUGGAGAACGGAGACUCUUUAGAAGUGGCCUACUCUGGAUGGCUACUGCAAAACCACACCAUUGGACAGAUAUUUGACUCCAAUCUAAAUAAAGACAAACUGCUGAGACUGAAGCUCGGGGCUGGUAAAGUCAUCAAGGGCUGGGAGGAGGGGAUGUUGAACAUGCGUAAAGGCGGGAAACGGCUCAUGGUGAUUCCCCCCAGUCUCGCCUACGGGUCUCAGGGCGUUGCCAACCGCGUCCCACCGGACAGCACACUAGUGUUUGAAGCUGAGAUUCGUCGGGUUAAGUUUGCAAAGGACGUGAGUUGCAGAGAUUCGGCGGCUCCGUCUCCCGCUCCCAGCGUGGAGAGUCUGACCCCCUCGGAGCCCAGCCAGCCCCUCAGCACUGCCCCACAGUCCAGCAAACCCAGCGAGCCGCCUCUUCGAGCAAAAUCUAACUCCCUCAGUGAACAGCUCAAUAAUCCUGAUGCCACUAAAGCUAAACUGAUUUCACGCAUGGCCAAAAUGGGCCAGCCCAUGCUGCCCUUCAUCACCGGCCCGGCCUCAUCCCCCUCACAGCCAGACUCCAGUGACUCCGAACUUGAGGACCCGAGUGUGUCCAGACUCAAGGAGCGUAGCAGUGCACCUUCACCACAGCCUGUGCACAUCUCCUCCGGCCCGCCACCUUCAGCGCACGCUUCAGCCCUUCUGCCAGUUACAAUGGCGACAGCCAAUCCACAGCCCAUGAUGCCGGGAGCAGUGCACGCCUUUCAGCCCGUAAGCCAGAUGUACCCCACACAGACUGUGCCUUACCAAGGAACUAGUGACGUCACUUCCUUCCUGAUGACAGAGGCUCGGCAACACAACACUGAAAUCCGAUUGGCUGUCGGUAAAGUGGCAGAUAAACUGGACGGCUUGUCUUCGAAGAUUGAUGACCUACAAAGGCAAGGCAGCGUUUCGAUGGGCUUGUCCAACGUAUCCAUGGAAACGGCAAUGAUCAUGCACAACAUUCAGAGGAUCAUACAGGAGAAUGAAUGUCUGAAGAAGGAGGUUUUUGAGAAGAGUUCCCGCAUCGAGGAGCAGAACCGCAAGAUCGGAGAGCUCAUCAAUCAGAACCAGAGGUAUGUGGAGCAGAGUAAUCUGCUGAUGGAGCAGAGAAAUGACUCUCUGAAGAACAGCAGUGAACAGAAUCAGGCCAGAAUACUGCAGGCAGAGCAAGACAAGCAUGCACUGCCACAGGAAUUGAGUUGGGAUCAGGCACGCUUGACGGAGGAGUUGGCCUCGUCCACGGCCCGUGUGUCGGAGCUGCAGCUGGAGUUGAGCUCUCAGCAGCAGAAGGCCGCGGCGCUGCAGACCAAACUCAGCUCGGCUCUGCAGGACGCUCAGCAGCGCAGCACACACGUCACUACACUGGAGGCGCAGACACUGGAGCUGAAGGAGACGGCCGACAGAGCGCAGGGUCAAUACAAGGUAGAAAAACAGAAGCGAAAGGAACUGGAACACAAACUCAACAACACGGAGGAAGAGCUACAGGACAUUAAAACAGAGAAAGACAGCCUGGAGCGGACUCUGUCGGAGAGAAAGAGGAAGUGGCAGCUGGAGAGACAGCGCUGUGAUGAGGAACUGGAGGAAGUGAGGAGGGCAGGCCAGCAGGAGUUAGACAACCUCAGGAGCCAGUUACGGAAAGCCAGAACGAGCACUGACCAGGCCGCUGCCGAACAGCUGUCUCAGCUGCAGGCUGAUCUGGAGCAGGAGUGGCGGCUGAAGUGCGAUCAGGCUUUGGCUGCGGCCCGUGAACAGCAGAGAAGAGACACGAUUGAACUCACAGAGCACAGAGACGCACUGCAGAGCAAACUCACACAGCUCCAGGACAAGUUUAAUACACUCAAACAGUGUCGUGAAUCAGAGGAACAGAGUUUACUUCAGCAGCAGGACCAGACAGAAGAGCUACAGGCCUUGAGAGAAAAGUGCUCUGCGCUGGAGCGGAGAGCGGCGUUGCUGGAGCAGCAGGGAGAGACGCAGGUUUCUGAGCUGGAGAGGAGACUGACGGAGCAGCAGCAGCAGACGGACACGGCAGAAGAGGUGAAGCGCGUGAUGAAUGGAGUGUUUCAGUCUCUCCGAGGGGAGUUCGAUCUGAACGAGACCUACACAGGAAGUGCUGUACUCCGAGUGCUGGUCAGCACUAUCAAGAAUGUCACGCUGCAGCUGCUGACCAAAAAGGAGAGAUCUUCAUCUGAACACAGUGAAAAAGAAGAGGAAGAGGAGGAGAACGAGGAGGAGAGACGGGAGGUGCAUAUAAACGGGCAGAGAGAGAGAGAUUCUGCAGGCCAGGAUGAAGGGGCGCCGCAGCAAGUGGAGAGGAAAGAUGUCUCGACGGCAGAGGAGAAGAAAGAAGAAACAGAGGAACUCGAAAGAGAAGAAGACAGGAGUGAACAGGAAGUUGCAGAAGAAAAGAGCGACGAGAAAGUUGUAGAAGAGAAGGAAGUGGAAGUUACAGAACCUAGCGUGCAAGAGAUCAGUGAGUGCGGAGCAGAAACUAAACAUGAAGAAGAGACUGAAAGCGACUUCACGUCCAAACAGGAAGUGACCGCAGAGCCGCCUGAGGACGUUAGUCCCACACGGGAAGUGAAGGUAAUGGACGACGGUGUUUCAGGGCCUUUAGAUGAAGCAGAGAGCACGCACAUGACAAUAGGUGGACCUCCCAGGAACCCACCACCACCUCCUCCAGCUCUCCAGGACGAGUCCGGCGAUACGUCUGCUCCGCUCUCCAGUCCGUCUGAGAGGGUAGAAGAGGAAAAUGGAGAGGAACCAUUUUUCCAGAGUCCCACCCCUUCCCAGCCCCCAUCCGCACCAGCACACACACCUGCAGCGGCCGAUGAAGAGGAGGAGGAGCUGAGCCUGAAAGGACGCCCCCCUCCCGCCCCUCUGUUUGGUGAUGACAGCGAUGAUGAUGAUGAUGACCUGGACUGGCUGGGCUGAUGUGAACUUCCUCAAUCCAGUGUUUCAAAAAAAAAAAAAAACCAGUGCCUGACGUCAGACGACCGCCGGCAACAACGCCAGACAAUCUCUGACAGGAGGAAAUGAUGUUAGUGUGCCGGGCCGCGGCGUACACGGGCUUUAAUUAAUUGGUUUGGGAAACAUUUCAGUAUUUUCUAUGAUCGAACAAGGCCGAGUAACUUCCUGCCCCAAACCAUAAAAAGCAUUUUUUUGAAAUCUCUCUGGCUGUAUGCAUCGACUGCUGCUCAUGAACUGAAAAAAAAAUCAUCUUUAAAUCUACAGAUACUGUAAAUCAUACACGGUUGAUUUCUUUCUUUUUUUUUUUAUCUUAAUUUAUGUAAUGUCCCCAUCUUUAACAUAGGGUUUUGAUGUAAUUCAGCUUGCGGUCUCUGUUCUUAAUAUUUAUACGUUGUACUAACGCAACUAGUUGCAUAUUAAUAAAGAAAUGAGACCGGC